Molecule: messenger RNA, 1424 nt
Organism: Ochotona princeps (American pika)
Lineage: Eukaryota; Metazoa; Chordata; Mammalia; Lagomorpha; Ochotonidae
Gene: FPR1
Product: formyl peptide receptor 1
Exons: 2
Coding region: 91-1140 (349 amino acids)
Biological process (GO): complement receptor mediated signaling pathway; phospholipase C-activating G protein-coupled receptor signaling pathway; inflammatory response
Cellular component (GO): plasma membrane
Molecular function (GO): N-formyl peptide receptor activity; complement receptor activity
Source: RefSeq, a predicted model, not a curated record
AUUAGAACCCCAGUCACUCUCCCUAGGAGCCCAGGACUCGGAGCUACGCAGUGAGGACCACAGCUGGUGGAGUAUCCAGGUGUGGACAAGAUGGACGCCAAUUCCUCACUUCCCAUGAAUCAGUCCGCAGCAGUUCAGGUCAUACCUGCUGGCUAUGUCGUCCUGAACAUCUUCUCGUAUCUGAUACUUGGCGUCACCUUCGUCCUGGGUGUGCUGGGCAACGGGCUUGUGAUCUGGGUGACUGGCUUCCGCAUGACACACACGGUCACUACCAUCUCUUACCUGAACCUGGCCCUAGCCGACUUCUCCUUCACCUCCACUCUACCGUUCUUCAUUGUCACCAGGGCCAUGGGGGGACACUGGCCAUUUGGCUGGUUCCUGUGCAAGCUCAUUUUCACGAUAGUGGACAUCAACCUGUUUGGGAGUGUCUUCCUGAUCGCUCUCAUCGCUCUCGACCGCUGUGUCUGUGUCCUGUUCCCAGUCUGGGCCCAGAACCAUCGCAAUGUAAGUCUGGCCAAGAGGGUGAUCUUUGGACCCUGGAUUUGCGCUCUGCUCCUCACCUUGCCGGUUAUUAUUCGUGUGACGACAACGACUCUUCCGAUAGGAAAAACAGCCUGCGGUUUCGACUGGUCUCCCUGGACGAGAGACCCCGCAGAGAAGAUGAAGGUAGCUGCUACCAUGUUGCUCGUCAGAGGGAUCAUCCGCUUCAUUAUCGGUUUCGGCACACCCAUGUCCGUUGUGGCCAUCUGCUAUGGGCUCAUCGCCAGGAAGAUUCGCAGACAGGGCACAGUGAAAUCCAGCCGACCUUUGAGGGUACUCUCUUUUGUUGUAGCUUCCUUUGUCCUCUGCUGGUCCCCCUAUCAGAUCGCAGCCCUCAUAGCCACAGUCAGAAUCAGGGAGAUCCUGCUAGGCAUGGGCCAACAACUUAGAAUUGCAUUGGAUGUGACAAGCUACCUGGCCUUCUUCAACAGCUGCCUCAACCCCAUGCUGUAUGUCUUCAUGGGCCAGGACUACCGAGAGAGACUCCUCCGCUCCCUGCCUGCCAGUCUGGAGAGGGCCCUGAGUGAGGACUCGGCCCAGACUAGUGACACAGGAACCAGCUCGACAGCUCCCGCAGGGGCUGAGUUACAGGCCGUGUGAGAAGCGAGCAGACAGCUCUGGAGCUCCCCUUCCCUGCUUCAUUCCAGCUGGAGCUACUGAACCACACACAUGCCUUGCCCGUCUUAGUAUUGCCCACUCACCACACGGAAAUUUCUUUGUGCCCUGGAUUUGGGAAGAAGAAAUAGACUUAAAGCUACCACUGGUGCCUUUUGUCAUUGCUGUGCUUGAGCAGGUGGGUAGAGAGGUCGUGUGUUCUAAAUAGCCCAAAAGAGUCCUGAGUGACAGCCAUUGCUCUGACAUAAGUAAUAACGUCCAUCUUGCUG